Messenger RNA from Selaginella moellendorffii, 1423 nucleotides. RefSeq names its product putative serine/threonine-protein kinase. The record is from RefSeq and is a predicted model, not a curated record. The transcript is spliced from 5 exons. Lineage: Eukaryota; Viridiplantae; Streptophyta; Lycopodiopsida; Selaginellales; Selaginellaceae. Bases 8 to 1315 code for a protein of 435 amino acids. Gene Ontology annotation, molecular function: ATP binding; protein kinase activity. Gene Ontology annotation, biological process: protein phosphorylation.
UUUUCGUAUGAGCGGCGGCAGGGAGUACGUAUCUGCGGCAGCGCCAUCUCCGCUUUCUGCUGGUGGUGAUGGCUCCGGAUCGCCUGAUAUGUCCAAGCUCAUUGCUGGGAUUUGUCUGGUGAUCCUCACUUACACUUCCUGCUUGGUCACCAUUGUGCUCCUGUGGAGGAAGAGGAUGCAAAUUCGGCAGGAGCAGGAUCAAGAGAGCUACACGGACGCUCGUGGCUCUCGAGAUCUUUUCCAUCAUGAGAACAGCGGCGACAUGGAAAGGAGAUUGGAGCGCUACACGUUUCUGCAGCUACACAAGGCCACCCAAGGCUUUCAUCUCAAGAACAAGCUCGGCCAAGGUGGAUUUGGAGAAGUCUACAAGGUACGUAAAGAUACCAUAGAUCGAUCACUCGGACCAGAACUUCUCAAUCAGGGAGUGCUGGAAAAGGAGGGGAUCGUGGCGAUCAAGCAGCUGAUGCGAGCGCCAAACCGUCCACAGCAAGGUGCCGAGUUCAUCAACGAGGUCUCCAUGAUCUCCUUUGUCCAGCACAAAAACUUGGUGAGACUGCUGGGCUUUUGUGCCGAGGGCGAGAAUCGUCUCCUCGUCUACGAGUUUAUGGAGAACAACAGCCUCUCGAAAAUCUUACUUGGAGGUCGCUUAUUCGUUGACUGGAGCGAUCGAUUCAAAAUAUGCGUUGGAGUGGCUCGUGGACUGGCUUACCUGCAUGAGGAGUCCACAAUCAAGAUGAUCCAUCGCGAUAUCAAAGCGGGCAACGUACUCUUGGACAGGGACUUGAAUCCAAAAAUUUCGGAUUUUGGGCUGGCAAAGCUCAUGGAAGCUGGUUGCUCUCACCUCAGCACUGGAGUUGUCGGAACUUGUGGCUACGUUGCUCCAGAAUAUUUGUUCACUAGCCAGCUCACGGAGAAGGCAGAUGUCUACGCAUUUGGAAUCCUUGCUCUCGAGAUUGUAAGUGGGCGACCAAACAUGAACCUGGAGCUGCCUGACGAGGAAAUCUUCCUUCUCGACCGGCGAUCACAGGCAUGGACUUUGUUCGAGGGUGGUCGUUUGCUCUCUCUCGUGGACACGAGGCUUGUAAUUUCAUGCGCGGCAGCAGAAGUGGAGAGGGUGGUGAUGGUUGCUCUCCACUGCACGCAGGCCUCUCCCUCGGCACGGCCAUCCAUGAGUAGCGUCGUUGGCAUGCUCCUGGGAAACCUCACCGUCACCACGGAAGUCGUCAAGCCAGGAUUCAUUCGCGAUCUCAGGAACUCGCAACGAAGACUUUGCACUAGCAACACAAGUGUUUUGCGUGUGUGUCCGUCUUCCUAGGGCUUUCUUUCUAGGAAUGUAAUUUCGAUGAUAGCAUGGCGACGGUGACCUUGCUGCUACAUUUUGUUCCAAGCUCAAGAACAAGUAAGUGAUGGUGGCUAUCUAGAA